Molecule: messenger RNA, 1421 nt
Organism: Oreochromis aureus
Lineage: Eukaryota; Metazoa; Chordata; Actinopteri; Cichliformes; Cichlidae
Product: C-type mannose receptor 2-like
Exons: 5
Coding region: 1-1179 (392 amino acids)
Source: RefSeq, a predicted model, not a curated record
AUGAACACACUGAGGAGAGACAUCAAGGAGAGAACUAACCAGAUAUCAAAGAUGCAGUGGAGUCUGUGUCUGCUUAUUCUGAUGGGUCAGUGUUGCUUCUUUACAUGCCGCCUGUAUGAGUACCACUUUAUUGCAGAAAACAAGACCUGGUCUGAAGCACAGAGAUACUGCAGAGAGAAUUAUACAGACCUGGCCAAAGUGUUUGACAUGACAGACAUGAGCAGACUCCGUAACUCCACACAGAAUCAAGGAGAAGCCUGGAUUGGACUGAACAACACAGAUGGAAACAGGACGUGGCAUUGGUCUCUGCCAGGAGUGGAAUACAUUCAUAAUGUCAACAGCUGGGAUCAGAGUGGAAGAGAAACUUGGGAAGAUCCUGGGAACUGUGGGAGGAAAAGAUACGAUCAAGGAGAUAAAAAGCUGGUAGAUGUUUCAUGUAACAUUACUAUGUGGUUCAUCUGCUAUGAUGAAAUGAAGAAAGACAAUAAAACACUUUAUUUGAUUGAGUACAAGAUGAAAUGGACACAGGCUCAGAGCUACUGCAGGUAUAAUUACACUGACUUGGCCAGUGGACUAGAUCAGGUAGAUGAAGAAAAAUAUGAGGCCGUGAUAAAAGGUUUAAUCCCUGAUAAAAAAUUUAGCGCAUGGGUCGGUCUGUUCAGAGACAGCUGGAGGUGGUCAGAUGGGAGUGAUUUCUCUUUCAGAUACUGGGAUAUGGAGUUAUUCAUUGAUACACAAAGCAACAAGACAUGUGCUAUGACUCUGUUAAACAGAUCAGGAAAAUGGAGCUCUGAUGAAUGUGACAAAGAAAAACCCUUCUUCUGUUAUGAUGACAAUUUGAUCCUGAUCAAAGAAAACAAGACCUGGGAGGAGGCCCUGUAUUACUGCAGAGAGAACUACAAUGACCUGGUGUCCAUUACUAACUCUCAUGAUCAGAACUGGAUCCAGGAGAAAGUCAAGCAGGCCAACUCUCCCUACGUAUGGCUGGGACUGCGCUACACCUGCACUCUGGGUUUCUGGUUCUGGGUCACUGAUGAGGUGGUUGAAUAUAAAAACUGGGCGUCUGAUGUAACGGCUGAUGACUGUGACAUGUCUGGAGCCAUGAAUAGAGGAAGCCCACAUAAGUGGUCCAAACAAGCUGAUAAUAAAAUGUUUAAUUUCAUCUGUUCUAAGAAGUAAAAACCUCUCUGAUCAUUGAUCAAAAGGGUUUGCAUUUAUUUACUUUGUGUUUGGGGUGUGUUGAUUUUUAAAAAGUUUCUUCAAAAGCAUUCUGGGAAAUGUGUAUUCAAGUAGUUUUGGUGAGAGUUUGUAUGGUUUGUAUUUUGUACCUCACAAUAUCUAAAGCUGCUUGAGGUGACUGUUGUGGUAAUUUUUUGCUUGAUAAGUAAAAAUGGAUUGAAUCAUGUUUUUUUUAUAAAAUA